AAAACCUGUCUAGGGUUUAGCAAAAUUCUCCUUCAUUUUUCUUCCUUCUUUCCUCCCUCAAUGUUUUAAAACUUCACUUUUUCGAGGGGGACCGACUCUCUCCAAAUGAAGCAGAUUCGCUUGAUUAAAAUCCUUUUCAUUAGAAUGAUCAAUAUAGUUCGAGAUACACCAAAAUUCAUCCUUCUAGCAACAUCAUCCAUCCUAGUUCUUUUCACUAUAAUUCCUCUUUACUAUCCUAAUCUAAUCUCUUAUUCUUCUUCCUGGAGCGAUUUGAAAUUGGGAUGCGAUAUUUUCCGAGGAGAAUGGAUUUGGAAUCCAGAAGCAACAUAUUACACAAACGUAACUUGUAAUUAUAUCCAUGACCAUCAGAAUUGUAUGAAGUAUGGCCGACCUGAUACUGAUUUCUUGAAAUGGAGGUGGAAGCCAAAUGAUUGUGAAUUACCUAUCUUUAAUCCAGUUCAGUUUCUGGAGCUUCUUAGAGGGAAAUCGAUGGCAUUUGUUGGAGAUUCUGUUGGAAGAAAUCAAAUGCAGUCGUUGAUGUGCCUCCUCUCUAAGAGGUCUUCGGCGCAUGUCGCGGCCUGAGCUUGAAUACGAAGGGUUGUCCUUGCU
Molecule: messenger RNA, 609 nt
Organism: Papaver somniferum (opium poppy)
Lineage: Eukaryota; Viridiplantae; Streptophyta; Magnoliopsida; Ranunculales; Papaveraceae
Product: protein trichome birefringence-like 19
Exons: 2
Coding region: 106-582 (158 amino acids)
Cellular component (GO): Golgi apparatus
Molecular function (GO): O-acetyltransferase activity
Source: RefSeq, a predicted model, not a curated record